AGGAUGUUGGGUUGUUGCACGCAGGCCAUUCGACUUCCGUUGCAACAAGCAUCAUGGCGGCGUCCAGGGAGUCCACGCUUGGCAAGUCCACGGCUGGGGACGAGGAGCAGUGGGGAGGGCCGAAAGCAAAGCGGCGACGAGAGAAGAGACUGAUCGUCCUGCUGGAGGGAGCCUGUCUGGAGACUGUGCGGGUGGGGAAGACGUAUGAACUUCUCAACUGCGAUCAACACAAAUCUCUGCUGAUAAAGAAUGGGAGAGACCCGGGACAGGUUCGACCGGACAUUACACACCAGAGUUUACUGAUGCUCCUUGACAGUCCUCUGAAUCGGGCCGGGCUGCUGCAGGUUUAUAUUCACACUCACAGGAAUGUUCUGAUCGAGGUUAAUCCCCAGACACGAAUACCCCGAACCUUCCCCAGAUUCUGUGGCCUGAUGGUUCAGUUACUGCACAAGUUGAGCGUCAGAGCUGCUGAUGGUCCCCAAAAACUUCUCAAGGUCAUUAAGAAUCCCUUGACGGAUCACCUCCCUGUAGGCUGUGUUAAGAUGGCUUUGUCCUUCUCGGGAGAGAGCGCCCCCUGUGUGAGAGACCUGGUACCUGCCUGUGAACCUGUGCUGUUUGUGGUGGGAGCUUUUGCACAUGGAUCGGUCAAUGUGGAUUACACCGAGCGUUGCGUUUCCAUCAGUCAGUACCCACUCUCUGCUGCCCUCACCUGUGCCAAGCUGUGUACUGCAUUUGAGGAGGUUUGGGGGGUCCAGUGAAGAAGGCGACGGGACACUUUGCCUAUGUACAUAUCGAUCCCAGAAAUUCACCUUCAAACCAUCCGGCAUGUCCUUAUACAAAGAACUUUAUUAUUUGUGAUAAGGAGUCGUACGAGUGAUGCAAAGGGAUCGUGGGAAUUGUGGCAAUGAGGAGGAGGAGGAGGACUACAUGUAGAUCUGUGCCAGGCAAAUGGUUUCGAUUUGGCCAGUGGGACCUGGAGCUUCUAGGGAUGAGCGGUGGCUGCUCACCAAAAGACACGGAACUGGACUAGGCAAACAUCUGUCAGUUUUACACUGUUCCUCUGCCAUUAAAAUAAACAUCUUUCAUACUUA
Xenopus laevis (African clawed frog) is the source of this 1091-nucleotide messenger RNA. It is a transcript of the gene emg1.L, whose product is annotated as EMG1 N1-specific pseudouridine methyltransferase L homeolog. The record is from RefSeq and is a predicted model, not a curated record. Gene Ontology annotation, cellular component: nucleus; small-subunit processome; nucleolus. Gene Ontology annotation, molecular function: rRNA binding; rRNA (pseudouridine) methyltransferase activity. Bases 54 to 758 code for a protein of 234 amino acids. NCBI's taxonomy places the organism in Eukaryota, Metazoa, Chordata, Amphibia, Anura, Pipidae. Gene Ontology annotation, biological process: rRNA base methylation. The transcript has 6 exons.